CUGAACGCUAUUUGAACGUGAAGCGAGUUGUUCAGCGUACACGUUGCGUUGUUGCCAUCAGGGCUGCAAUGACAUAUGGAAUUCAUAGACUAGCGAUGAAAGUUGGAUGACUACAAAAUACUCUUUAAGCAGUUAACUCUGAAGAUGAUCGUCGAGAAUGUGGAAGCUUUAAAGUCAUGGCUUGCCAAACUCCUGGAGCCCAUAUGUGAGGCAGAUCCUUCCGCACUGUCCAGCUAUGUAAUUGCUUUAGUGAAGAAAGACAAACCUGAAGAAGACCUGAAGGCUCUUUGUAAAGAUCAGCUGGAUGUCUUCUUACAAAAAGAGACUGACAGUUUUGUAGAUAAACUCUUUGAAUCUUUAACCACCAAAAGCUACUUGGGGACCCCAGUAAAGGAAGUUCUAACCAAGGAUACCUCCAAACUUUAUGGUGGAAAAUAUGUGGGGGCGGAGGAGGAGGUCGGCCAUGUUGACGUCAAGCGUGACGGCGGAAGAAACAGAAGUCCUUUGAGAGUCCACCCCGACUGUAACGGGUCACGGUAA
Messenger RNA from Anguilla anguilla (European eel), 540 nucleotides. Its product is annotated as RNA-binding protein 27-like. The record is from RefSeq and is a predicted model, not a curated record. Lineage: Eukaryota; Metazoa; Chordata; Actinopteri; Anguilliformes; Anguillidae. The coding region runs from base 145 to 540 and encodes 131 amino acids. The transcript has 4 exons. Gene Ontology annotation, molecular function: RNA binding. Gene Ontology annotation, biological process: mRNA processing. Gene Ontology annotation, cellular component: nucleus.